Molecule: messenger RNA, 2422 nt
Organism: Dunckerocampus dactyliophorus (ringed pipefish)
Lineage: Eukaryota; Metazoa; Chordata; Actinopteri; Syngnathiformes; Syngnathidae
Gene: ilrun
Product: inflammation and lipid regulator with UBA-like and NBR1-like domains
Exons: 5
Coding region: 147-998 (283 amino acids)
Biological process (GO): macroautophagy
Cellular component (GO): phagophore assembly site
Molecular function (GO): ubiquitin binding
Source: RefSeq, a predicted model, not a curated record
AACGUCAAACUUCGUCCCCCUUGUCGAGCCAUGCGCAUUGACGCUUGUUGUCGUGCUUGUGGAGCUGCUUGUCAUGGCUAGACCAGGCCUAAGACCCCACUGAGACACAAGAGAGAGAGGACUCCCCCUGUCCUCCUCCUACCCACAUGGAGGGCACUGACAUGGACGUAGACGCGGAGCUCAUGCAGAAGUUUAGCUGCAUGGGCACCACGGACAAGGACGUCCUCAUCACGGAGUUUCAGAGACUGCUGGGCUUUCAGCUCAACCCCGCCGGCUGCGCCUUCUUCCUGGACAUGACCAACUGGAACCUACAGGCUGCUAUCGGUGCAUAUUACGACUUUGAGAGUCCCAGUAUCAACACGCCCUCUAUGUCCUUUGUUGAAGACGUGACGAUUGGCGAAGGCGAGUCAGUCCCUCCAGACACACCCUUCACAAAGACCUGGAGGAUACAGAACUCGGGGGCAGAGUCAUGGCCGCCCGGUGUGUGCCUGAAGUACAUUGGCGGGGAUCAGUUUGGCCAUGUGAACACGGUCAUGGUGAAGUCUUUGGAGCCCCAGGAGAUUGCAGAUGUGAGUGUGCAGAUGAGAAGUCCUACCUCUCCGGGCAUGUACCAAGGCCAGUGGCGGAUGUGCACAGCCACAGGAUUGUUCUAUGGAGACGUGAUCUGGGUGAUUCUCAGCGUGGAAGUCGGCGGCCUCCUCGGCGUCACCCAGCAGCUGUCGUCCUUUGAGACGGAGUUCAACACGCAGCCGCAGCGUGACGUGCAGGAGGACUUUAACCCCUUCGCCUCACCGCAGAAGAACAAGCGGGAACUGGCGGACUGCAGCAUCGGUGACGCCGGCGGCGCAUGGGAGCACACGCAGGAGUCAGCCCCACGGGACGAAAACAGACCGUCUCACAACGCCGUCAACAGGGCGUCAAACGGCCUCCAAGCUAAUGUGUCAGCAGUGACUCGUGACCAGGGUGUUCAUGGACCCUUUCCUUUUGGACAGAGCUAGAGACACAAACAGACCUCACAGCUGGGAGUCCUUAAAGGGGGGCGGGGAUAAACUGUUUUUCUAAUGACUCUGAACAAGCCCCUCCUCCUAGCCCUGCACCCUCUUUCACCGACACAAAGACAUCAGCCAGACGAUGCAUGUGUGAACGCUUCUUUCAGAUUGAUUACAUUUUUUAUUUCCAUCACCAACCACUCCCGAAUGGACGGGAUAUUUGCGAGGGUGCGGGAUGUCUCCACAGGGUUCCUGCACAGGUCGGGUUGCUCAUCCUUUGGCCAUCUUUUAUAGAUGUUGGCCUUAAAAGUCAAAAUACACGUCACAGCAGCGCAAACCAGAGUGUUAAUCAACUUAGAACUAUUGGAGUUUUUGAAGGCCCCUUCUUUCGGCCUUUCAGACCCAAUUAUCAUUUAAAUAAUCCUUAAAGGUCAAAUGAAAUGAAAAUAGGUCAAAAUCCAGCAUCAGUUAAGGCAUCAAUCUUGCGACUUUUAUGUCUACAAAUUCCUGUGUAGGAACUCCCAAAGAUGAUGCUAAAACAUGAGGGCAUCCAGCCGCAAGGGAGCCCUCUCAUGGAACAAUACUGUAUGUGUGUGUUUUUUAAGGCAGGCUUUCAAAGUGUGCAAAAGUGCAAAAACACUAUGAGUAAUUGAAGUGUGAGAAAAGGUUUUAAAAAGCCAUGAAAAGUCUAUUUUGCCUGGUGAGUGAUUGUGUUUUUCCACGUCUUCGUUUGUGUGUGUGUGUUGCAUUUAAAAGUUACAAUGCAAGGGGCGUGGGUGUGUGUGCUAACUGCCCAACUCAUUCAUAAUCCACGUUAUUUAUUUGUACUCUGCAGGCGCUGCAAUGCCACUCUUGGCCAGCAGGUGGUGCUAGAAAUCUAUUUUAAAUCCUUUGUGCGUGUGUUCUACAGAUUUAAAUUGAAAGGUGAUUCUGCUUGGAGGGAAAAGUCAGCACUGAUCUUUUACUGCUGUUUGCACACACACUUCUCAUGACUUCUGAUAGUGAAAGUAGAUUUGAUUUGAUUUUGGGCUUGUUGUGAAAUGUGAUGCAUUCUUUCUGUCUUUCACAGCUUUAAAGAUUUUAAAACCUGCUCGCUGCACCAAAUUGUCCUCAUGAUAGUGAGUUUUACAUCGUCAUUAUCACCACGUCAGACAGCGACUUUGAACGUGUAUUUUUGAAUGGAGAAUAAAAUGGGUAAAGUUGUUUGAAAAGUGUUGCCUUUUCUACACAUGACGUCUAGUAUUAAUAGCUAGUCUACCUACAGUUCUGUCAAAUUAAUGUGAAUGACAUUCAAUGAAAGCUGAAGGUGUGCCUGCCUGAUAGACAGCUACACCUCCGUGCACGAGUGCAACAGCGCAAAUAUUGACCUUUCUUUUUUUUUUUAAUACAAAAGGUCCAGUGACGCACCUCUAUCACAUCUACCAUCUUUCAUU